This is a messenger RNA of Cataglyphis hispanica, 2869 nucleotides long. It is a transcript of the gene l(2)37Cb, whose product is annotated as pre-mRNA-splicing factor ATP-dependent RNA helicase DHX16. Gene Ontology annotation, molecular function: ATP binding; RNA binding. Bases 142 to 2775 code for a protein of 877 amino acids. The record is from RefSeq and is a predicted model, not a curated record. Lineage: Eukaryota; Metazoa; Arthropoda; Insecta; Hymenoptera; Formicidae. The transcript has 13 exons. Gene Ontology annotation, cellular component: catalytic step 2 spliceosome; intracellular anatomical structure.
UCGAUGUCGAUAACUUGAACAGCAUAAAAAGAAAACGAAAACUCGAAAUUCGAAGAACGCACAGAGAACCUCGUAAAUCGUGAGCCGUUCGAUGUGUGUGAAAGCUUCCUGAACGAAGCGACAUCGAAACUAAUCGCCAGGAUGGAGUCUGUGCAUUCUGACGAAGAGGAGCUUCGCAAGAAAGAUAUUAAAGAGAGAGAUAGCUUUGCUAACCGUCUCAAAGCUAAAGAUGAAAGUAAAACACGCAAAAUUGCCAUGCCUAGUGGUUCUGGAGCCGCUGAAGCAGCUAAGAGGCUCAAAAUUAUGGAGAUUGAUGCAAAAGAGAAGCUGGUACCUAAAUUAAGAGUUGAGUCUCGUAGAAAAUAUUUGGAGAAACGUAAAGAGGACAAAGUUGCAGAAUUGGAGGCUGAUAUUCUUGAUGACGAAUAUUUAUUUGACGAAGAAAUUUUAACAGAAAGAGAAAAGCAUGAAAGAGCUCGAAAAAAGCAAUUGUUGUAUUUGGCAAAAGAACAUGAAAAGGCAAGAGAGCUUGAGCGUAUCCAGCGUUAUCAUAUGCCUCUUGAGAAAGGUAAGAUGGAACCAGAACCUGAUAUUGACAAAGAACCACCACAGUCAGAACAAAGCAAAUGGGAAUCGGAUCAGAUAUCAUCAGCUGUUUUUCGAUUUGGUGCUAAAGAUAGAAAAGCUCAACAAGAGUAUAGUCUCCUUAUGGAAGAUGAUAUGAUUGAAUUUGUUCAAGUAUUACAUAUGCCAGGACAUGAUAGGGAGAAAAAACGCGAGGAAAGUCCACCUGCACAUGUUAAAAGCUUACAAACCAUACAAGAAACAAAGAAGAGUUUACCUAUUUAUCCUUUUAGAAAAGAUUUGAUACAAGCUAUUAAGGAUCAUCAGGUUUUGAUAAUAGAAGGUGAAACAGGCUCGGGGAAAACCACACAGAUUCCACAGUAUUUGUAUGAAUCUGGAUUUGCAGAAGAUGGUAAGAUCAUUGGAUGCACACAGCCAAGGCGAGUGGCUGCAAUGUCGGUGGCUGCAAGAGUAGCCCAUGAAAUGGCCGUUAAAUUGGGCAAUGAAGUUGGCUAUGCUAUUCGUUUCGAAGAUUGUACAUCGCAUCGCACCCGCAUCAAGUAUAUGACUGAUGGUACAUUGCACCGAGAGUUCCUCAGUGAACCUGAUCUGGCAUCAUAUAGCGUAAUGAUAAUUGAUGAAGCACACGAACGGACCUUACAUACAGAUAUAUUAUUUGGUUUAGUGAAAGACAUUGCUAGAUUUCGUCCCGAUUUAAAAUUGUUAAUAUCAUCAGCUACAUUGGAUGUUACAAAGUUUAGUGAAUUUUUCGACGAUGCACCUAUAUUUAGAAUACCAGGACGCCGUUUUCCCGUUGAUAUUUACUAUACAAAGGCACCAGAAUCAGAUUAUAUUGAGGCAUGUGUAGUUUCUAUUCUUCAAAUUCACACAACACAACCAUCGGGUGAUAUAUUGGUGUUUUUGACUGGACAAGAGGAAAUCGAGACAUGUCAGGAAAUAUUACAGGAAAGAGUGAGAAGACUGGGUAGCAAGUUGGCAGAACUACUAAUUUUACCUGUCUAUGCAAAUUUACCAAGUGAUAUGCAAAUCAAAAUAUUUCAACCAACUCCACCUGGUGCAAGAAAGGUGGUAUUAGCAACUAAUAUAGCAGAGACUUCAUUGACUAUAGACAACAUAGUAUAUGUGAUAGAUCCUGGCUAUGCAAAACAAAACAAUUUCAAUCCACGUACCGGUAUGGAGAGCUUAAUAAUUGUACCAAUCAGUAAAGCAUCUGCGAGUCAGAGAGCGGGACGUGCUGGUAGAGUUGCGCCCGGCAAGUGCUUCCGUCUCUACACAGCGUGGGCCUACCAACAUGAACUUGAAGAGAGCACUGUGCCCGAAAUUCAAAGAAUUAAUCUCGGUAAUGCAGUACUCACUCUGAAAGCUCUCGGGAUUGAUGAUCUGAUGCAUUUUGAUUUCUUGGAUCCCCCGCCACCUGAAACAUUGAUUUUGGCAUUGGAGCAGCUCUAUGCGUUGGGCGCGCUCAAUCAUCGUGGAGAACUAACAAAACUCGGACGUAGAAUGGCUGAAUUUCCGCUGGACCCAAUGAUGGCAAAGAUGCUAUUAGCUAGUGAAAAAUACCGUUGCUCAGAAGAGAUAGCGACUAUUGCAGCCAUGCUCUCGGUAAAUGGUGCUAUUUUUUAUAGGCCGAAGGACAAAAUUAUACACGCAGAUGCUGCGCGCAAAAAUUUUUACGUACUUGGCGGUGAUCAUUUAACACUUCUCAAUGUGUAUAAUCAAUGGGCACAGAGUGAUUUCAGUACGCAUUGGUGUUAUGAAAAUUUCAUACAACACAGAUCUAUGAAACGAGCAAGAGACGUUAGAGAACAGCUAGUAGGCUUAAUGCAACGUGUAGAGAUGGAAUUAGUCUCAGGAAUCACAGAAACAAUUAAUAUUAGAAAGGCUAUUACAGCUGGUUAUUUUUAUCAUGUGGCACGAUUAUCAAAAGGAGGUCAUUAUAAGACUGCAAAACAUAAUCAAACAGUUGCAAUACAUCCAAAUAGCUCUUUAUUCCAAGAGCUUCCACGUUGGCUUCUUUAUCAUGAACUUGUUUUUACUACUAAAGAAUUUAUGCGUCAGGUGACGGAAAUUGAAAGCAAAUGGCUAUUGGAAGUGGCGCCUCAUUAUUAUAAGCCUAAAGAGAUAGAAGAUACAACAAAUAAAAAAAUGCCUAAAGUUAUGGGCAGGGCACAACCAGAUGGUACAAAUUAACGAUAAUUUCGUACUGUUAAAUCAAUAUCAACUGUGAUAUUAAAUUACAUUUUGUAUAAUGUAUAUAUAAAAUAAAAAACAAUGUUAUCAUGUA